GUUGCAUGUCGUGUGGGUUGGACGACGAGCGCUGCCGUCGCUUGUGUCGUACGACCGCGUUGGACGACAGUUCAAUAAUUGCCUGCCAUGGACUCGCACCAUGUGCGCAAUACGGAAUUUUGGAGAGUUUUCUUUCGGCUUUAUCGCUCCAUGCCGGAGCUUUGGCUGACCAAUUCGAAAGAUUAUCGCAACCGUAAGCUGAAGGCGCAAUCGUAUGACCGCCUCCUGUGCCACAUGCGCACGAGCGACCCGCACGCCAACAUCCACAUGGUGAAGCGAAAAAUCAACAAUCUGCGCACCUCCUACCGACGCGAGCUGCGCAAGGUGCUCGAGAGCAGGGCGUCGGCCAAUGGGGCUGACGGCGGCGAGGAGUAUGUGCCGUCCUUGUGGUACUACAAUGAGCUGGAGUUUCUCUACGACCAGGAGACGGGCGAGGCGCAAACAAUGAUUGAUGCCGAGCCUGAACAUGAGCCGGAUUCGAAACCAGAACCCGAUGAGGAAUCCGAACCGGAGUACCUAAAAGAUGCCUACAGUGAAAAUGUGGUAGAAGUGUCCCUGGAUGAGCAGGAGCAAGACGAGGACAUUUUCGCCGAGCCCUUUGCGCCCGAGGAGGACAUGUUGGUCAUCGAAGGCGAGGCCGACGCUGAGGGCGUUCUUGAAGGUGACGACAAUCACGAUGGGGAUGGCGACGGCGACGGCGACGGUGACGGAGACGGAGACGGCGAAGGUGACGUUGAUAACGCAGUAGAAGUCGAGGACGAGGAGAAUGGCAUCAAGCAUGACACGCUAAGCGAGGCACGUCAAAAAUGCGAUCCAAAAAUGGAUAGCAAAUAUAAGCAGCAUUCCCAUAGCGGCAACAACAACAACCAUACCAACAAUAACACCAACAACCACAAUAACAACAGCAGCAGCAACAGCGGUGCCGGAAAACAUGUGCAUCCGCAUCCUUAUGCCUCAGCACGAUUGCAGCAGCAGCAGCAGCAGCAGUCGCAGUCGCGCCGCAGCAUGCGUCGACGUCAGCACAGCACCGACGAUGACGGCGACUACGGUGGGGGGAGCGCAGCAACGGUCAGCAAAAAACGCCGCCAAGCGAUCAGGGAGCGCAGCAUUGAGCAUACGGAGAGCGAAUGCGAAUUGAUUGGCAAGCGUAUGGCCGCGCAUUUCCGAAACAUGCGAGCCGAUCAGCGUCUCUUCGCCGAGCGCAUCAUCAGCGAGGUGCUGGUCUACGGGCGCAUGAACCGGCUCUCUCUCGACGCCCGCUUCCUGCCCAACGGCACUGGCGGCGAUCUCUAUGCUGAAGAUAAUUUCAAAUAGUGUAAGGAUAUAAGAUAGAGAGAGAGAGAGAGAGAGAGUUAGCUAGU
Messenger RNA from Drosophila navojoa, 1361 nucleotides. RefSeq lists its product as uncharacterized. NCBI's taxonomy places the organism in Eukaryota, Metazoa, Arthropoda, Insecta, Diptera, Drosophilidae. The record is from RefSeq and is a predicted model, not a curated record.